Messenger RNA from Caenorhabditis bovis, 465 nucleotides. NCBI's taxonomy places the organism in Eukaryota, Metazoa, Nematoda, Chromadorea, Rhabditida, Rhabditidae. The record is from the annotation of a GenBank genome assembly.
AUGUCGAAAUACGCCUUCACCGUCGAACUGACCAUCACCGAAUAUGGCAGCGAUGAUCCGCUUGCGUUCAAAAUGGACGGACAUCGCUUCGACGGCGCCCUUCGCACCCUUAAAUGGUCCGCCGAUCAGACGUAUACAGUGAAGAUAGUGACGAGACCCGCCACUGAAGUCAUAUAUGUAAAUAUAAGUGGGACGGACAUCAGCAUGAAGAAGGAGAAGCUUGGCGAGUAUUCGGGACAGUGGAACACAGGAAAUGCGGAGAUUUCGAAAAGGGGAACACGAAAACCGCUAGUGAUUAUCAUCAAGUUCGAACCUGAAGGCAGUCUGCGCUACGAAUUCCAGUCGAAAGUUUAUCCGAAAAACGACUCGCAUGCUGUUUGGGGCCACAAAAUGAAUGGAAUCGAAUGGAAAUGCAGCGCCGGCGACGACGGCAUCGUUCACAUUCUGGAUGAGAAUUUUCGUUAG